Messenger RNA from Lepidothrix coronata (blue-crowned manakin), 528 nucleotides. RefSeq names its product family with sequence similarity 174 member B (gene FAM174B). NCBI's taxonomy places the organism in Eukaryota, Metazoa, Chordata, Aves, Passeriformes, Pipridae. Bases 35 to 379 code for a protein of 114 amino acids. The record is from RefSeq and is a predicted model, not a curated record. The transcript is spliced from 5 exons.
CCACAGCGGGGCCCGGCUCAGCCCCGUGCCCGCGAUGCUGCGGGACCUCUCCGCGCUCAAAGCCGCCGUCAUCGGGGCCUGCGCGCUCACGGCCGCGCUCAUCGCCUGCCUCCUGCUCCGCGUCUUCAGGUCUGGCAAGAGGAUUAAGAAGACCAGGAAGUACGACAUAAUCACCACUCCAGCUGAGAGGGUAGAAAUGGCUCCUCUGAAUGAAGAAGAUGACGAGGACGAAGACUCAACAGUGUUUGAUGUGAAAUACAGGCUCACCCCGAGGAGGUUUUCCUACCUGGUUAUUAAAAGUGAAGGUCCUGAUCCAGGAGCUGCAGCCAAGGAGGAGACAAAAGACAGAGAAGCAUCCCAAAAUGGAAGGAGUCUUUGAUGGGUGUUUACCAUGUCCUGCUGCCUCUACCCUGGGAUGUGAUGAACCUGCUGGGAUGGAAGGAUGACCUUUAACUCAUCUGCUGUUGCUACCUGACUUGGAUCACCUCAGAAGAAAGGUUGCCAUGGUGAUUUCAUAUUCAGCUCAGC